CUACUUACCCACUUAACGUUUUCCGUUUAUUCCGGUCAGUCGCUCCAUCCUGCAUAGCGUUAUGACCAUUCCAUGUUUCGGAUUUAUGGAAUUUGUUCUAAAAUAAUAGAAGAAUAGAUUUUUCAUGCUACAAUAAUAGUACAAAUUCUCGAUAGCUUAAAUUUAUUUAUUGUUUUAUCUGAUGUGAAUUUCCGAGUGCUAGUGUUAACACGACGGCAACGUCAUUAUUGUGUUUAUGGAUAAUAAUUUAUGCAAUUCAAAACAUUAAUCACAAGGACACGAUGGAGAGAAAGAAGUCGAACACCGUUGAUACCGCCAAGGACACAGAGUACGGCACUGUAAAAUACGAAGAUGAGGUCGUACCAUCGUGGAUAUUUUGGAAAAAGAGAAGAUACGUGGUGGGAAUAUUGGCGUUCCUAGGAUUCUUCACUUCGUACAUACUUCGAGUCAAUUUGAGCGUGGCUAUUGUCGCGAUGACUGCAAGCGUUAAGAAAGUCGAUGCCGACGGAAAUAUUUACUUUGAGAAAGAGUUCGAUUGGGACUCGAAAACGCAAGGGCUGGUCCUGAGCUCGUUCUUCUACGGAUAUUUGAGUACCCAAUUACUCGGAGGAUGGCUCGGAGCUCGUAUAGGUGGGAAAAGGGUUUUUGGUCUCGGAAUCGCAGCCACAGCCUUUUUCACCAUUAUUACGCCGCCAUUGACAAGAAUAAGCGUUUACAUCCUAAUUUCUCUAAGGAUAAUCGAAGGAAUCUGUGAGGGCGUCACUUAUCCUUGCAUACACGCGAUAUGGGCGCAAUGGGCGCCUCCUCUGGAAAGAUCGAAAUUAGCAACCCUCGCGUUUUCCGGAAGUUUCCUCGGCACAGUGUUUGCCAUGCCAAUCGCCGGUUUAAUGGCAGAACACCUUGGAUGGGAGUCCAUUUUCUACGUUUUUGGGGCCGCGGGCCUCGUGUGGUUCUUUCUUUGGUGGAUAAUCGUGAAGGACAGGCCGGAAGAUGAUCCGUACAUUUCCGAAGCGGAACUAGAAUAUAUCAAAAGUUCCCUUGGGAAUAGCAACAAGGAAGAGAAAAUUACUCAUCCAUGGAAGAAAAUGUUCACUUCUCCGCCAGUGUGGGCUAUCAUUGCAGCACAUUUUAGCGAAAAUUGGGGUUUCUACACUAUGCUCACUCAACUGCCGACAUUUAUGAGCGAUAUUCUCGACUUCAAGUUGGACAAGACUGGAUACUUAUCCGCCCUGCCGUAUUUAGUCAUGACUUUGGUCGUUCAAAUUUCUGGACACUUAGCAGAUUAUUUAAGAGCGAGGAAAUUGUUGACAACCACGCAGGUUCGCAAAUUAUUCAAUUGCGGGGCUUUCGUAUUCCAAACAAUAUUUAUGACGACUACAGGUUUCAUCUUCACACCUGCAGGAGUAGUUAUUUGUAUCACUAUAGCUGUUGGCCUCGGUGGUUUUGCGUGGUCUGGUUUCGGGGUAAAUCAUUUAGACAUUGCUCCUAGGCAUGCAAGUGUACUCAUGGGAAUAGGGAACACUAUUGCAACAUUGCCUGGUGUUGUUAGCCCUAUCAUUACUGGUUACAUUGUUCAAAAUAAAAGUCCCGAAGAGUGGCGCACAGUGUUCAUAAUUGCUGGUGCAGUUUAUUUAUUGGGUGCAGUCAUCUAUGGUUUAUAUGCAUCUGGUGAGAAACAAAGUUGGGCGGACGAACAACGGAGGACAGAGACAGAAUCAAAACGAUCAUAUGAAAAUCCUGCCAUGGAAGUAGACAAUUUAUAAUAUACGUAGGAAAAAUAAAUCGAUCAGAUCAAACAAGUAUUAUUAUGAACAUAUUACUCUCAACGAGUAUAAUGUUUCGAGUAUUGUAUAGUAUUUUGAGUAUAUUAUACCACAAUUAUACGCGUAUAAAAUAUGUGUUCACAAACAGUUA
Megalopta genalis is the source of this 1914-nucleotide messenger RNA. It is a transcript of the gene MFS9, whose product is annotated as major facilitator superfamily transporter 9. The record is from RefSeq and is a predicted model, not a curated record. Gene Ontology annotation, molecular function: transmembrane transporter activity. Gene Ontology annotation, biological process: transmembrane transport; monoatomic anion transport. Gene Ontology annotation, cellular component: membrane. Lineage: Eukaryota; Metazoa; Arthropoda; Insecta; Hymenoptera; Halictidae.